AUUUAUAGAAAGAUUGUAGUCAGCAGUAAUCUAGUGGCAGGCACAGGAGUUGCCUGUUUGUGAAAUCAAUGUGGUGAAUGUCUGGAUAUUUUGGUGUGUAGGAAGUGAAGCAAGACACGCUGGCCUCUUAUUUUCCUUCUUUUUUUUUAAGCUAUUGGUUGCAGGAACAAAAUCCUCCAAGAUUUUAGUACAAACUGAAGGAUUUAGCUGCUCACUCCAGCGUAAGAGAAGUUUAUUCGCUCUGGGGAAAUGAACAAGCUGCCCUUGGCUCUCUGGACAGAGAUAUAAUGUUGCAGGAAUCAUCCUCUGACUACACGCAUGAAGUAAAAGAUCUGAAGCUUUGUUUGUGAAGGAAAUAUUUGGUUAAGUUAAUCUGUCUGCCAGUGUUUGACAUGGCUGGGAAGUGUAGUGUCGCUGCUAUACGCAGGGUGGCUAUAUUUGGGGGCACCCAUGGCAAUGAGUUAUCUGGAGUCUUUCUGGUUAAGCACUGGUUAAAACAUGGAGGGGAGAUUGCCAGACCCGGUUUGGAGGUGAGGCCAUUUAUUACCAACCCAAAAGCUGUGGAGAAAUGUGUUAGAUACAUUGACACUGACCUGAACAGAGUUUUUGACAAUCAAAAUCUUAGCAAAGAAAAUACAGUGAAAUUACCAUAUGAAGUAGCACAAGCUCAAGAGAUCAACUCUAUAUUUGGACCAAAGGGGAGUACAAAUGCUUAUGAUGUGAUUCUUGACCUUCACAAUACCACGGCACAAAUGGGGGUUACUCUGAUCCUUGAAGACUCUAGAGAUGAUUUUACCAUGCAGAUGCUUCAUUAUAUUCAGAAAUCCAUGGCUCCAGUGCCUUGUUCUGUGCUACUAAUUGAACACCCUGGAGUAAAAUAUGCCACCACUCGCUCUAUAGCAAGACAUCCUGUUGGCAUAGAAGUAGGACCUCAACCUCAAGGUGUUCUUCGAGCGGAUAUUCUGGAUAAAAUGAGGAGAACAGUAAAAUAUGCUCUUAAUUUCAUGCAGUGCUUCAACCAAGGAACAGCAUUCCCACCAUGUAGCAUUGAAGUGUACAAAGUGCUGGAGAAGAUCGGCUAUCCCAGGAACAAGAAUGGUGAACUUGGUGCUAUUAUCCACCAGAACCUUCAGGACCAGGACUGGAGAGCUCUUAACCCUGGUGAUCCUAUGUUUAUAACGCUGGACGGUGAAGUCAUACAUUAUGAAGGAGAAUAUACAGUUUAUCCCACUUUUGUGAAUGAGGCAGCGUACUAUGAAACUAACCAGGCUUUUGCCAAAACCCAGAAAGUGACAUUAACUGUACAAGCUGUCCAAUGUUAAUCUCUAUAACUACAUAUCAUACAGGUCAUGCUGUCAGGUUACUCAUCUGCAGAUUUCGUGUAAUGAUGAAAAUGUAGUCAUUAGUCUUUUUACAUCACAGGGUUUUCUCGCUUCUUUUAUACAAUGCUAUGAAACAUUCCAGCCCUUGUCAGACUGCAACUCCCUAAGACUCUAAGAUGACUAGUUGGCAGUGAGUGAUAGAGGAUAAUGUAUGUUGUCACAGGGAUUAUUUGUCAUGUAGACUGUAGGCAGGGAACAGGCCACGAGCAAAGGUUAAAACUAUAGAAGGGACGUAUACCAUAGGGAUAUACCCUAUACAGGUGAAGAUUAAAGUAUAUGCUCAAUUUUCCUCUGCAGCUCUGUGAAAAAGUGAAACUGUUGUAACCAGCAGGAAAUGUCUGGUUAUAUGAGCUCUAUGUACAUCGCUAGUCCGAUAUUACUCUUCAAAAUGCAGUGACUUCACUGGUCAUUUAUAUAUUUCCUUAUGUGUCCUAAGCAUAGAGUUAAAAAGAAAAUGCAAUUAAAGUAGCAAUUCCAAUUAGCUAUGCAUUACAUUUAUUUGCCUUUCUAAAAGGACAGUGUUAGCAGGAAGACCAAAAAGUUAUAUGGGAAUAGAGGUGACAUUGGAAAACUUCUCAGCGUCCUGGGGCUCCACUAAGGGGGGGAAAAAAACUCAGUACUCCUUUAAAAGUAACUUACUAUAUAAAUAAUACCUAUAUGCACAGCAAGGUCUUCAGAAUGCCGCAAGUUGCUCAGGAAAAAAUACUUAUCACCUCUGAUUAUUAACAAUGACCACCUGUAACUAUGCAAAUACAGUUAGCAGGAAACUGCCAUUUAAUAUGUACAAAUGAGGGAUACAGAGCUAGGACCUUAGAUCUCAGCGGCUUCUUUGUAUUUAGCAUUCCUGUCUGUUACAAGGCACCAUGCCAGUCUUUUACCAUUCACUGGGCUGGAAAACCCAAUUUUGCAAAGUAAGUGCGAAGUUAGAGGAUUUAUUGUCCUCCUUUCCUUUCUAUGCAAGUCUUGCAGGAGACAAUAAACACUUAUCGUUCUUAUAAAA
Molecule: messenger RNA, 2382 nt
Organism: Pseudophryne corroboree (corroboree frog)
Lineage: Eukaryota; Metazoa; Chordata; Amphibia; Anura; Myobatrachidae
Gene: ASPA
Product: aspartoacylase
Exons: 7
Coding region: 393-1322 (309 amino acids)
Cellular component (GO): cytosol
Molecular function (GO): hydrolase activity, acting on ester bonds; hydrolase activity, acting on carbon-nitrogen (but not peptide) bonds, in linear amides
Source: RefSeq, a predicted model, not a curated record